CCGCAAUAUAUUAAUUCGCGGCCACGCAUUAACAAAACCAGUCACCGUGGUCACCUUAAGGGCUCUGUGUGAUGGUCAAGCGAGCACGCGAUAAAAAUGCUGGCACUGCACGCGGACGGCUGGAUGUGCGCGAGCGGAGCGGCGCGCGGGGGGAGCUGCUCUUUUCUCUGUGAGGCGGCGGCGGCGGCGGCAGCAAGGAUGGAGGGGUCCAGGAAGAGGAUCCGAAAUCUGGAGCCAGCGAGGCCUCUACGCCGUUUGAACAUAAGCCAAGAGCCACACAGAGAUGACAUGGCUGACCCUCUGGAGAAGACCGCUGAGAAACCAGAAAACGCAUUCAGUGUGGAGCAAAUUUAUGAAAUUCUCAGCCUGCACCCGCAGAAUCCAGCACCCGCCAAGACCGAAAGAAUAUCGUACAGCAGAGAUUUCCUGAUCAAGUUGGCAAGCUCACCAAUGGCGAAGAAGAAGCCAGACUUUCUGCCAAACCACCCCGUCGUUCUGGAGAAGGCGAGGGACCAAGAUGUGCACAAGUUGUUUGUGAACAAUUUCAACAAUAAACUGGACAUGAUUGCCUGAGUGAGGAUUCCCCUCAGAGCUGAUGGUUCAUCUGAACGUUCCAUCAUUAGUACAAAAUCUGAAGCAGACGAUGGAAAUGAUGAGACUGUCUCCUUCAGACUGCUGUUAAGACAGAAUCUUGUUAGAGUAGCGUGCCAUUUGUGUUUGUAUGUAUUUGUGGGAAUGUUUUAAUCCGUGUGCCGACAGGGCUUUUGGAUAAGCAGUAUUGUGGAUGCCCUCUUAAGACUCAGUCGAUGAGAAGAUGAAGUCAGACUAUCUGGCUCAGAAGAUGUAGAAGUAAUAAUUCAGUGGUUUUUUUUUUUUUUGGUUUUUUUUUUGGCCCCACUUGACAUUUUGCCUUUCGACCACAUCCUGCAGCUUCCUGCGUGUUCCUUACGGUUUUCACUAACUGUCUUAUAAGCUACUAACCUUCACAGGGUGUUUUUUACUUUUUGUUUUUAUUUCUUGUGUUGAAGUGGAAUAGUGAGAGUUUUGAGUUGAGGAUUUAAUGUAGCUGCACUUUGUACUAGAAGAGGAUACACUAUGCAUAGCUUCUUAACAGCUAAUAUUUCUGAGGUUAAAGGAUUAGUUCACUGAAAAAUCAAAUUUUACAGUUUUUUCCUCUUUGCCCCAAAUGUAGUUGAUCAGCCAAGACGUGUUUUGGUGUCUUCAGUUUUUUUAUUUUAGCAGUAGAUCUAUCAGGCUAAUAGAUAGCAAAUAAUACAUACAUGUCACCCAUGUAGGUCCAGUGCAGAAACUGAAAAAGCAAAUGUCAGACAGCUUGACAAAGCCACAUAAAUACACACCCACACACAUUCACAGUCCCCUGGGAUACCCUAGUAAUUGCCUAGCAACACCUUGGCAACCACCUGGGAGACUCGCAGUGGCAUAGCAACACGCUAUUGACUAUCUGGCAUACACCAACCACGUCCUGUCAGUGUGCUAAUGACUAACCUGGGAUACCAUAGCAAUGGGUUAGCAACACCUUAGCAAGCAUCAGGAAUGCAACAACUUGGCAAUCGUUUGUAAUACCCUAGCAAUGGCCUAGUGAUGCUUUAGCAACCACCUGGGAAACCAUAGGAAUAGUUAAGCAAAACCUUAGCAUCCACCAUGGAUCCAUUAGUAACGGCCAAUCAUCAUCAUAGUGACCACCUGGGAUGCUGUAGCAAUAACCCAGCAACACCUUAGCAACCAUCUGGAAUGCUGUAGCAGUGACCCUGCAACACCUUAGCAACCACCUGGGAUACCACAGGAAUGACCAACACUGCCUUAGAAACCACCUGGGAUACCAUAGGAAUGACCAACACCACCUAAGCGACUACCUGGGAUACCAUAGGAAUGACCAAAACCACCUUAGCAACCACCUGGGAUACCAUAGGAAUGACCAACACCGCCUUAGUGACUACCUGGGAUACCAUAGGAAUGACCAACACGGCCUUAGCGACUACCUGGGAUACAAUAGGAAUUACCAAAACCACCUUAGCAACCACCUGGGAUACCAUAGGAAUGACCAACACCGCCUUAGCGACUACCUGGGAUACAAUAGGAAUGACCAACACCGCCUUAGCGACUACCUGGGAUACAAUAGGAAUGACCAAAACCACCUUAGCGACUACCUGGGAUACCACUGUCAGGUAUUUGUCGAGCCAACUUAGUUUGUUCUCUAAUUUUGUCGAUUCUAGUUUGAGCUGCUCCUUUAACAGCCUAACGAACCUGAAAGCAGGACUGACCGACUGACUGACGCUUCAUUUUUGCUUAAGCAAUAUUAUUGCAAUGGAAAUGUAUAAAAAUGGCCUUAACAUUUGUUAAAACGGCCAGAGGUUUUGGGCAGUGUGUCCACUCAGCUGGCGAAGUCCGUGUGCAGUGUGCUGUUUAUUGUUUGAAGUUUAUUUAAGGUGAGUUUUAAAAGCCAUUUGUGUUUAUUUUAUUUGGUACGGCUGAGCCUGGUGCAGCAUUUCCUCACGACUGUUUUCAAAACCAAAUACAAAACGUCUUCUUAUGUAAAGCAGGUCUGUGAAACGCUUCCUCCUUCCAGACUGACGAGGUGAAGUAAUAGCUGGUGUGGAAAUGGUUUCCGGUCACUCCACUGCCCGAGCGCUGGGCUUGGCCUUUACUGGAAUGCCUGUUUCAGUGCGUCCGGUCCUCUUAUUGUUCAGUUUCCUUGUUUGGAUUCAGUGCUUAAAACCUCCUGAUGCUCCUUUUUAUGCUGUAAUUGAUCAUUGCUGUCUUACUAAUUAAGUUGGCUCACAUUUUUUGCAUAUUGAUUGCGGUGUAAUCAAUAACUGCCCUCUGAUUAUCGACUGAAUGUGUUCACACUUGUCUUAAAGAGCCUGUAUCCUACAUUAA
This is a messenger RNA of Pygocentrus nattereri (red-bellied piranha), 2898 nucleotides long. RefSeq names its product granulito (gene gra). The transcript is spliced from 7 exons. NCBI's taxonomy places the organism in Eukaryota, Metazoa, Chordata, Actinopteri, Characiformes, Serrasalmidae. The record is from RefSeq and is a predicted model, not a curated record. Gene Ontology annotation, molecular function: eukaryotic initiation factor 4E binding. Bases 97 to 573 code for a protein of 158 amino acids. Gene Ontology annotation, cellular component: cytoplasm. Gene Ontology annotation, biological process: negative regulation of translational initiation.